Messenger RNA from Leguminivora glycinivorella, 1601 nucleotides. RefSeq lists its product as uncharacterized. The record is from RefSeq and is a predicted model, not a curated record. Bases 8 to 1585 code for a protein of 525 amino acids. Lineage: Eukaryota; Metazoa; Arthropoda; Insecta; Lepidoptera; Tortricidae. The transcript is spliced from 3 exons.
GUUAGAAAUGGCGAGGAGACUAGAUGCUCGUACUUUAUCAACUGAUUCCACAAUGUAUUUUUGUGAAGAUCAUUUUGAUUUGCCGAACGAUAUGAUCAAUUAUACAGAGUAUCAUAUUAUGGGUAAAGUCUCUCAAGUGCGCAUGAAGCCCGGUUGUAUACCAAAGAAGUUCGAAUGCCAAGAAGAUAGAAGGACAUGCAGCUAUAAGGAACGACCAUAUAUGUUGAAAAAACAAAGGAUGUCAAUAAUCGCAGAGUGUUUGAAUGAACCAGAACAAAGUAGUACCCCAAGUUCAUCUGUCAAGGAUACUUCUAGUACAAGUUCAGAUUUUCAAAUAGUUGGAGAGAAUGUACCUGAGACACCUGAAACUUUAUGUCAACUAACAACAGAUAAAUCUGUUCAAGCAUUAAUAACACACAAAUUCAGAAGUAAAGCUGUCCAGGCGAAAGUGAAAUCAACAGAAAAGGGACUAUCACCUUUGAAACCACCACAAAUAUCUACCUCCACAUCCCCGUUUAAAUUGAAGACCACCAUAAAUUCAAGUCCUUCUGUGUCCGGCCUCAGAAAAAGUACAAGAAAUAUAUCUAUUGAAUCAGAACAGUCUCAUAGUGAUGUUUCUUUAUAUGCACCAUCUGCAUCUAGCGCCAGUUGCUUGUCUAUGCAUUCUUUGCAAGUUAAAUCCUCUUCUGACUGUAGUGAAUUUAUCAAAGAAGACAAGAAGAUAGAAGUAAAAGAGGCCAUAUUAAGUAUGAUGAAAAAAAUUGAGAACAAGCCUCGAUUAUAUAUUGGUGUUCCAAAAAAGUGUUACUAUUUGAUUGAUAUAAUAAAAGAUGAAAUCAAUAUUACCGAGCAACAUUUAUGCUUUUGUUUAAAUAAAAUAAGAUUGAAUAGUUCAUUUAAUCUAAUGUCUGAUGAUUAUGCAAUGACUCCAUCAUAUUUAAGCAAGAUAUUUUCAAAAAAUAUACCAUUAAUAGCCAGUGUUAUGAAGCCAUUUAUUGUGUCGCUGGAUAGUGAAAUGAUUAAAAAAACUUUACCCAUGGCAUUCAGGCACAAAUAUCAUAAUGUUAGUUGCAUUAUAGACUGCCUUGAAAUAGAGGUAGAAAAACCAUCUAGAGCAAUGAAUCAAGCAUUCACCUGGUCAGAUUAUAAAAAAUCCAACACAAAAUAUUUAAUAUCCUGUACACCAAAUGGACUAGUGAACUAUAUUUCUCCGGGAUUUGGAGGCAGGACAACUGACACUUGUAUAGUUGAAUCCUGUGACUUUGUUCAGACAUUAAAAAGUGGUAUGUUUGUUAUGGCAGACAGGGGUUUCAAACAUUUAGAACAAUAUCUAAAAAAAGCUGGUAUUACACUAGUAAGACCUCCCAGUGUCGAAAAAGGUGUACAGAUGAGUAAAACCGAAGCGAAACUAACUAAACAGAUAGCUAGCCUAAGGAUACAUAUAGAGCGAGUUAUUCGACGUUUACGUGAAUUUCGUAUGCUUAAACCACAUGCAUGUGUUAAUUUUAAAUUUGUAAAAUUACUUGAUGACAUAACAAUCAUAGCAUGUGCCUUAAUUAAUCUACAAGGUUCUUUAAUAAAAUAAAACAAAUGAAAAUAAA